GCAGCGCAGGCGGCAGUGGGGGCCGGACAGCGCGGCGGUGCGGACUGCGCGGCGGAACAGUGAGCAGCGCGGCGCCCAGAGCGCUGGCCGCCCGCGGAGCUCCAGCCGAGCCGAGCCCGGCCCGGAGCGCCGGGUCCCAGCGCCCGCAGCCAUGCUGGCCGGCCGCGCCGCGCGCACCUGUGCGCUGCUCGCCCUCUGCCUCCUGGGCAGCGGGGCCCAGGAUUUUGGGCCAACGCGCUUCAUCUGCACCUCGGUGCCGGUGGACACCGACAUGUGUGCCGCGUCCGUGGCCGCCGGCGGCGCCGAGGAGCUCCGGAGCAACGUGCUGCAGCUCCGCGAGACCGUGCUGCAGCAGAAGGAGACCAUCCUGAGCCAGAAGGAGACCAUCCGCGAGCUGACCACCAAGCUGGGCCGCUGCGAGAGCCAGAGCACGCUGGACGCGAGCGCCGGCGAGGCGCGGACGGGCGGCGGCCGCAAGCAGCCCGGCUCGGGCAAGAACACCAUGGGCGACCUGUCUCGGACGCCGGCCGCCGAGACGCUCAGCCAACUCGGGCAAACUUUGCAGUCGCUCAAAACCCGCCUGGAGAACCUCGAGCAGUACAGCCGGCUCAAUUCCUCCAGCCAGACCAACAGCCUCAAGGAUCUGCUGCAGAGCAAGAUCGAUGACCUGGAGAGGCAGGUGCUGUCUCGGGUGAACACUCUGGAGGAGGGCAAGGGGGGCCCCAGAAAUGACACCGAGGAAAGAGUCAAGAUCGAGAGUGCCCUGACUUCCCUGCACCAGCGGAUCAGCGAGCUCGAGAAAGGUCAGAAGGACAACCGCCCUGGAGACAAGUUCCAGCUCACAUUCCCCCUGCGGACCAACUACAUGUAUGCCAAGGUGAAGAAGAGCCUGCCGGAGAUGUACGCCUUCACGGUGUGCAUGUGGCUCAAGUCCAGCGCAGCGCCAGGGGUGGGCACGCCCUUCUCCUAUGCUGUGCCCGGCCAGGCCAAUGAGCUGGUCCUCAUUGAGUGGGGCAACAACCCCAUGGAGAUCCUCAUCAACGACAAGGUGGCUAAGCUGCCCUUUGUAAUCAAUGAUGGCAAGUGGCACCACAUCUGCAUCACCUGGACCACCCGGGACGGGGUCUGGGAAGCCUACCAGGAUGGCACCCAGGGAGGCAACGGCGAGAACUUGGCGCCCUAUCACCCUAUCAAGCCACAGGGCGUGCUGGUGCUGGGCCAGGAGCAGGACACUCUGGGUGGCGGGUUUGAUGCCACCCAAGCGUUCGUGGGCGAGCUGGCCCAUUUCAACAUCUGGGACCGCAAGCUGACCCCGGGGGAGGUGUACAACCUGGCCACCUGCAGCACCAAGGCCCUUUCCGGCAAUGUCAUUGCCUGGUCUGAGUCCCACAUCGAGAUCUACGGCGGAGCCACCAAGUGGACAUUCGAAGCCUGUCGCCAGAUCAACUGAGGCCCAGGGCCGGGCUGAGCCUCCUGGUCCCCAGGUCCCCAGCCCCUUCCCGCUUCCCCCCUGCUUGUGCGGUGAUGAUCCGUCGUCUCUUCUUCUCUCCCUUUCCCCCAGGAAUGACUCAAGGCCAUCGCCCUCGUACAUGCGCACACGCACACAGCCUGGUUUCGUCCUCGUGCACGUGAAGCAGGCCCGGCUCCCAUCCGUCCCUGAGGUGUCCCCACUUCUCUCUAGGAGCCCGCACUGUUUCUCAGGCAUGCCCUGUUCACCAGUAAAGCCGGCAGCUGCAACAUUUUGAAAAAUGCACACGUAGGUGAGAGGACCUGUGUGUGAGUGUAUGUGUAUGUGUGUGUGUGUGUGUGUGUGUGUGUGUGUGUGUGUGUUUGUGUGUCUACAAGGGUCUGUCUCUCUGGGGAGGCCUUCUCUUUUUAAAUGAGGUAUUUCAUUUCUUCUUUCUCUGUGGCUUUGGGAAAUCUCAUGACUGGUCUAAUAUCUGCAUUGCCAACUUUGGUGUCCGCCCGUGUGCCUUGGGGCUGGUGCAUCUUCUUCUGCAAUGCAUUCGUCUUUGUUUGUAAACGUUUUUCAGAGCGACAUAUCUCUAUAUUGAUAAAAUAAAUAUCUUGUAGCAGUUUGUUAAAGGCCGGGGGCCUCUCCAUGGAGAAUUUGUAUCUUGUCAUAGAAGGAAUUCUCUCUGAAGGGUUGAAGGCAGACAGUGUCCUGUAAUGGCACCACGUGCUGGGCAGGGGCAGAGGAGGAGGGACCAGCCUCAGGAUCCGGGCAGUCCCUCCCCCAACCCCCAGUGCCUGGCCAGCAUCCUGCUGUUGGCAUCUGAGGGCAGCCCUGGGCCUGGGAGGCCAGCCUGCAUACCCAGCUCGGCCAGCUCUGGCCCAGGAUACCGUCUGUGGCCCUCAGCCUUCCCACGUCCUCAGACUCCCCUUCAGCUGCCAGCUAGCGCCCCCAAGAGAGGAACAUCCCAUCCACAGCCCAGGAAGCCAGGACCCCUGGUCUCCUCCCCUUGACCUCUGGCAGUGGGAGACCAGAGGCUUCGGUGGGUCAGCUUGAGAGCAGACCUUUUAGACCAGGAAACCCACACUCUGAUUACGACCCAGCCACACAGGGCCACUGGAACUUGAACCCAGCCAGUCGACGGGCCAGGUCCGUGGUAACUCUGACAGCCAUAUUCUUCACCCGGGCCGAGGCGAGCCCUCCAAGGGGGCAGGUCCUCCGGAGACCUCUUCUGGGGAGCCACGCAUGGCUAGGCCGGGGCCUGAAAUCCACUCCCCCAUCUUACAGAGCGCAAAUCCUAUGUAGGCCCCAACCUGUCACCAGCUGGUGACACUGAGACCCAGCCAGUGUCCAGAAGCUUUGACAUUUCUUUCCCUCCAUGAAAAACUAACAUGUGCGCCUCCUUCUAGUCCUUCCAAGGCGGGGAGAAAAGUGCGUGCGUGUGUGUGUGUGUGUGUGUGUGUGUGUGUGUGUGUGUGUGUGUGUGUUGAAUGAGAGCGAGCAGAAUAGCACUCAGACGGAUCACACCCAGGGGAGGGUGAGCUCCCUGCUUUGUUGCACCAUCUGGGGGUCGCACACCCUGAGGGCAACCUGGACUCUGUCACCAGGAGUCUAAUUAGCAAAAGGCUGGCAAGUCUUUCUAGAAAUUUUACUGCACUGCCUGGCUCAUCUACAGCUGCAGACAUUUCUUCAGGAGGAGCAGGUGUUUCUGUCUUCUGUUCCUUCCAGGGCACCUGUCUCCUUAAACGCAGGUCCGUGUUGUGUCGGAAACCUAGUGCAUCUGUGUGUGUCUGUGUUGGUGUCUCUGUGUUGGUGUCCGCGUAGGUGUCUGCACGGUACCCAGUCGCCAUUCUGCAAUGCAUCACUCUAGUGCCGAGGGUGAGGUCCAGGCGCCAGGCUACGUGUUGUGGUUCAACGGUGGCUUCUUCUGAGACCGCUGUGCUUUGUCAGAGCCCAUCGGGCUGUGGCAUCUGUGGAUCUGAAGGGAUCUUCUCUGUUUGCAUGUUCCUUGGGGUGGCAUGUCCCUUGCUUCCUCAGUCUGGUGUGUGUUCCCCUGCCUGCAUGAACUUCUCUGGUUCUGUGUUGUGUGCCCAGUGCCACCCAUUGUUCUGUGACCAUCCAUGUAGCUACUAAAAAUGGCUGGGUAAGCAAGCCAAGGGUGUCGGAGGAGGUCAAGGGAGAGAUCGAUUCCCUCUCCCCCUCCCCACUCCCCAAACACACCAAGAAGUAUUUUUAACAUGUAGGUUGAGAACAAGCCUAACAAUGCUUGUGGUUGGGAAAGAGUGAGAGCUUAGUAUCCCCCUCUAGACCAGAUCGGCCCCACCCCUCACUUCAGCCAUCUCAGAGCUGUAGGCAAGGCCCAGAGUGUGCUAGGUGCUCUCCCAUCAGCACCUCCCACCAGCCCCUGCCGAUCUAUGGAUCUACCAGACCCCGGACCACCUCCUGUCCCAGUGGGCGCAGUGGGAGCUGUCCUUUCAGGACCACAAGCCAUCCUCUGCCCUAAGUAGAGAGGGGCAGAGCACACCCCAGAUGCUUACGCCUGUGUCCCUUCAGCCUCCCGACCUGUUCACCCUCCUCGCCCCUCCCCUGACACACCUGCGGUGCCAGGGAUGGAAGCUGAUGUUUAACUCCCUCCGCCCUCCCCAGCUGGAGCCUGUGCCAAGCCCCGGACUCCCUUACUGUGGUAACACUUGGCACUUUGCCAGCCCGGAGGAAGGCCGAUUACACAGCCACAGAUCUAAUCCACAUAGUUUCCAUCUACCCCUUAAUCUGACUGAUGUUCCCUCUUGCACUGAAAUAAUACAUGCCUAUCUCAGGUAAGCCAUUUUAUAAAAGAAGAAGAUAAAAAAGCACUGUCGAGACAGUGUUUGCUUUCACCGAGCUGGUGUCCCACAGCUCCCUGGUGUCCGAGGUGGGAGAGCUGCUGACAGAGGCUCUCCGGGCCCUCGGGGGAUUAGAGCCCACUUGAAUCGUAAGCCUUUCUUGCUUUUGAUAACAGUAUUAUUUCUCUUACUCUAGAUGAAAAAGUUUAUUACCAAACAAGAGUAUUUUUAUGAAAGAAAAGGACAAACCUAUAAAUUAACUCAACCUAUAUUUCCCUUGAAAAUACUUUCAGGCUCCGCCAAAAACGUAGAACUGAAAGCAUGUUAUUUUGGAAGAAAGAGAUACAUUUUGUAUGCUUUCUGUUCCUUUUGUAGAUUCACAGUUUUAUUUUCUAAGACUGCAAAGAUCACUUUGUCACCAGCCCUGGGACCUGAGACCAAGGGGGUGUCUUGUGGGGAGUGAAGGGGAGGGAAGAGGCUGGCAUGAAGGUCACAGUCAUUCCAAUGUGCUCCAAAGAGGGGCCACCUGUUCUCAAAGAUGUGUCGGGGAUGGGAUGCACACUGGCCAUUUAUGGUGGCCCCUCUGUCCCGAGCUGACUUGUUAAGUGGAAUGAGUUGAGGACUUGAUGGUCAGUUCCAACCCUGAUAGAAGAAACUAGGGUUCCGAAUUGUAAACGUUAAGAGGAUAGUAUCCUUUGUAACCUUAUGGCAAACAAAAUGUGGCUUAAAGCAGUCAUGGUUUCAUCUCUUAAAACACAGUGUGUAAAUUUAUUCAGCUAAUGACGGGAAAUGUAUCACUUCCAUGCACAGUGGACUUAAGUGCCAUUUGUUGAAGGGGAACAAGUCAAUGAGGAGAAAAAAAGCCCAAAUACUUAAAGUCCCAAUUUUGUCUUAUUUGCCAAAAAAAAACAAAAAAAUCAACGACAACAAAGCAAA
Messenger RNA from Orcinus orca (killer whale), 5211 nucleotides. RefSeq names its product neuronal pentraxin 1 (gene NPTX1). Bases 152 to 1450 code for a protein of 432 amino acids. Gene Ontology annotation, biological process: axonogenesis involved in innervation. The transcript has 5 exons. Lineage: Eukaryota; Metazoa; Chordata; Mammalia; Artiodactyla; Delphinidae. The record is from RefSeq and is a predicted model, not a curated record. Gene Ontology annotation, cellular component: plasma membrane; neuron projection.